AUGCACAACGAGCUAACACAUUUUUUAGACACACUUUGUUCAAGAGGAAUAUGGGCUAGAGGUGGAAAAACCGUCAUUGGUGGUACGCAAGGAAAUGCAACGAAUCAAUUGCACUCUCCUGAAGGAAUAUACAUGGAUUCAACCAAUGCUUUAUAUAUAGUAGACCGAUUGAACCAUCGUAUAAUAAAGUGGGAACAGGAAGCAAUUACUGGAAAUGCAGUUGCUGGUGGAAUUGGUCCUGGAGUAAAACCAGGUGAACUAUUUCAACCAAGAGCAAUGACAGUGGACAAACAAGGUACGAUGUAUAUUAUUGACAACAGUAUGCCAGGUAGUCGUGUGACACGUUGGCAAAAAGGAUCAAAAGUGGGUGAAGUUCUGUUUGACUUUAAACAUAUUAUUGCUGGUGGUAUAGCCUUCGAUCCGAACGAUGAAGACUAUUUAUAUCUUGCAGAUCGCUAUGAACAUAGUGUGCUUAGAUUUAAUAUCAAAAAUAUUACUGGGAAUGGUGAGAUCGUGGCUGGCGGAAAUCAUAUAGGACCGGCUCUCAAUCAACUUGAACAGCAUACUCGAAACAGUCGUAUUGUCGUAUGGUCUGAGGGGGCAAAAGUCGGUGUCGUGGUUGGAGGUGGCCAUGGGGCGGGAAAUCAAACAGAUCAACUAUCUUUUCCAGAAGCUUUUUUCCUCGAUCGUCUAACAAACACUAUUUAUGUUGCUGAUAAAAAUAACAAUCGUGUCAUGCGUAUUUCAGCUGAUGCUCCAAAUGCUGGCUUCGUGAUUGCUGGAAAUGAUGGUAAGGGCAAUGCGGCUCAUCAAUUACCAUCUCCACAUGGUAUAGCAUUGGACAGUAAAGGCAAUCUGUAUGUUUCAGAUAAUGAAAACGAUCGAAUUCAAAUGUUCAUGUGCAGUAGUAGUGCCAAGUUCAUCGGCUCUCUCUACUUUAUAACAUUAACUAUAAUUUUUAUUCAAUAA
This is a messenger RNA of Adineta steineri, 969 nucleotides long. NCBI's taxonomy places the organism in Eukaryota, Metazoa, Rotifera, Eurotatoria, Adinetida, Adinetidae. The record is from the annotation of a GenBank genome assembly.